Messenger RNA from Cynoglossus semilaevis (tongue sole), 2680 nucleotides. RefSeq names its product dorsal inhibitory axon guidance protein a (gene draxina). NCBI's taxonomy places the organism in Eukaryota, Metazoa, Chordata, Actinopteri, Pleuronectiformes, Cynoglossidae. Gene Ontology annotation, biological process: axon guidance; Wnt signaling pathway. The record is from RefSeq and is a predicted model, not a curated record. The coding region runs from base 816 to 1925 and encodes 369 amino acids. The transcript is spliced from 8 exons. Gene Ontology annotation, cellular component: extracellular region.
UUUUUUUACCUCCAGGCUCUGGUCUCUUUGCCUGGACCUUGACCUGCCAUUAUCCACACUCCAGCUACCACCACAUACUGACAGGACAUUACCGCGCCAUUGUUUCAAUUAGUAACUUGAACUUUCAUCUUAGUCUUUACUUUUUUUAAUUUAAAAUUAAAUUCUGUUAGUUUUAAGGAAAUGGCUGUGAGUGGCUCAACAAUUGUCCUUCCUACAACAGGGGGCGCUGCUGAUUAAAUACAUCCUCUGCACCUGUGCAUCUUCUUCUCAACUCAUUUAUUUAAUCAUUGUUUAAAUCCGUGAUAAAUUAAUCUAGAGAAAUAAAGUCCAACCCAAAGCUAGGACCGCCCCUGCUCUCACGCUACACUUUCCAUCUAAUGCUGGGACAAACAUGACCCUCUGACAUACCGCGGCAUCCUGGCGGGGACGCGCACAGAGGGAGCGCGCACACGGUGCCAGUGACUCUUCUCUCCAUCAGCGACAGGAUUCAGUCCGGAUGCUGUGCUCGGAGAGCGGACUUCAGAGGAGCUGCAGUCGGUCCAACACUGUCGUCAUAUGAACCAUCGCCGAGGAACAGACAGAAAACACAUUCAAACCUCCUGAGGGUCCAGGCGACAUGACACCUGCGGCACCUUGUGUGUAAAACACAGUUGGUCACACACACAUUAAUUAUGACACAGCUGAUUCCCUGGUCUCUGAGGGACCGUUGAGAACCAGAGGUCCCGCCUCUUGUUUGUAAAACUGCACAGCUGGUCAAGGAGGAGUCUACACGGUCGACUCUACAAUCCCCUGAGGUGGCACUGUGCUGUGCAGACAUGGCUCUCUACUGGAUUCUGCUCACGGUGUUCCGGCUGACCGCCCUGACUUUUUCACACUCUUCAGAACAUGGGGCACCACAUGGUAGGAGGAGGCAGACACAAACCUCAGCAGGGGGCGCCAACGUCCUGCAACAGCCAUUACAGAGUCCCAGAGUGCAGUCCCAAAGCAGGGACCAGGAUCGACCUCGAGCCAGCCAGGGGUCCCGUACUGUCAAAAGUGGAGCCGGGCGUCUCUCCCACAGGGCUCUGCACCCUCUGGCCAGGCCUGAGGACGAUGGCACAGGUCUGGAGGGUCUGAGCCCGGUGAGGCUGGAGAUGGGCCACGCAGGUGAUGUUCGGAUAAAAACGAAGAGUCAGUCCCAGAUCUGGGAAAACCAACUUGCGGGUACAAAAAAAGGGAGAGGACACAGGAGCAGACAUGGACAUCGCUUUGAGCACAGGAGGCAUGGAGCAGGUCGGCGUGACAGGGGACGACAUGGCAAAGGGUCCCGCCCCCCAUUUUGGGAGCCAUUGCCUGAGAUGAGGUCUGCGUCGAAGGACAGCGAUCUUCUGGAGGACCCUUCAUCCUCCUCCCUCAGUGUGACCCCACCCGGUGAACCCUCCUCCCCCCUCGCUGCCUCUGGCUCUGGCUCUGUUUCCACGGUGAUGAACGAGCAUCCUCCAACGCUGCCCCCGACCUCCACCAAACCCCAGAAGUCUGGGCCAGAAUUGGCACAGGAUGUGAUGCCGACUCUGGACAUGGCACUGUUUGACUGGACGGACUACGAGGACAUGAAACCUGUGGACACUUGGUCGUCCUCCGGGAGGAAAGCCAAAAGGCGGAGCAAGAACCUCAGCAAUGGAAACACGACCACGAACGGCGAGGCCACUGAACCAUGUGACCACCAUCUGGACUGUCUGCCAGGUUCUUGUUGUGACCUGAGACAACACGAGUGUAAACCUCACAACCGGGGCCUGAACAACAAAUGCUACGACGACUGCAUGUGUGAAGAAGGAUUUCGUUGUUAUGCCAAGUUCCAUCGUAAGCGACGUGUGACCAGGAGAAAGGGUCGGUGUGUGGUGCCAGAGUCGGUCAACGUAGACCAGGGGGGCUUCAUCACCAUCUGAUGAAGAAGAAGAGAGGAAUGAAAUCACCACCCCUCUGAGAAGAGCUGAGAGUCACAUAUCACAGCGGACGGACCGAGUAUGAAAAUGUGAUCUUUCUUUUCCUUUGACAAUGCUGUAAAAGCCUGAAAGAGUUUGUGUUAAAUUCUUGGAUUUUAUGCUUUUUUCCCUCUAUAAAAUCCUCCUGAUCCUUUUAUUUCUUUGUUUUCAUGAAUAAAAAAAGGCUGAAUAAACUGGAGAGCUUCUACACUUUUAUGUUGGUUUCUGCUCAGCUUAUCUUUCAGAUGAAAAAUUUGACCAAUUCUGAAGAAUUGUACGUACACAGUUAAAUAAAAUGAUUUUAUUUUCUUCUGUUCUUAUUCACUGAAUUCAUGUUCAAGUAUUUUUUUCCAAGGAUAAUCAGAAGCUUAGUCGAAGACACACAUUUCUCCUCCCUUUUCUAUGGACAAAUCUGCUCCGGUGCAGAUUUAGUUUCUAUUUCUGAACCUGCUUUUACACAAACAACAAACAAAAUAAUAGCUGUAAAUGUUUUUCUUUUUUCUAACUGUCGUGUAAAUACAGUAUGGAUGUGUUUUAUUUACUUUCUCACAACCUUCAUUCUCCCAGAUUACUAACUGUAGAUUGAUGAAGAAAAUAGUCUUGGUUUUUUUCUUGUCUUUAAACAUCCUUUAUUUAUAAGUCAAAUAUAUAAAAUUGUAUUGUGUUCUUCUGUUUAUGAUUCUUUUUCAUUAUUAAACACGAAUGUGAGUAUUUUGUGA